AUGGAUGGCUCCGAUCUCCAGCGAUUCCCCGUUGACGCCCAUCCUUCUGAUUUACAGCCCCGAUCGUUGUCGUCGCUGGCAGACGACGCGUCUACAUUGGCUGCCGCCCAACAAGAACAGCCCCAACCACAGCCAGAACAGCAGCAGCAGCAGCAGCAGCAUCCUCAUCCUCAUCAUCAACAAUCUCACCAGACACACACGCAGGAUCUAGCCGAUUCUCGGGACGCGCCAUCGCUCCAACCCCUGCAGUCCGCGCUCGAACACCAGGAGCUCCAUGCGCAUCGGCAGCAGGAGCACCGGCAUCUUCAUAAUGUGGAGCAUCACCUCGACACCACACCGGCAUUCAUGCGGCCGGUGCGGACGGGUGAGCCAGUCGGUCCCGUGUUGAUGAGCUCCCAGCUAUUCCACCAGAAGCCGUCCUCCUACGAGGAAGUUUCGCGGGCGCAGGCGUUCGCUGCGGACCACUCCGGCAACGGCCAGCAUAUUCUGCCGAGCUUAGCGCACGGUGUCGAUCAAGAUGUGCAUCCUAGCCAGGCGCUGUCGCAGGGCCGUUCCGAUCGGCCAGAUACCGUUGUUAUGGAUCAGGGCCAUGAUAAUGGCGCCGACGGCAUGGACGACGAUGCGCGGACCGCGGGCCUUCCGCUGUCGCAGUCGUUCCAGCAAUGUCUACAGAUGCAGCAGCCAGGGGAUGGGUAUACUAUUGCUUCGGAGCUUGCGAAGCAAGAAACCGGCCUCAAGGAUAUGAAGUUGGUACCAGAUCCGCCUGACCUGGAAUACUGGCGAGAGAAGCUGUUUAACGUGGACGACAUGAUCACCUUGACGGAAGACCAAUUCCGAACCUACUUCCCCCACGUCGAUAACGUCUACUCCCACCGCUCCACGCAACGCUACAAGCGUAAACCCUUUGUCUCCCACUACUGGGACUGCAGACUCAAAGGCCGACCGCCGGGGACCCCCAAGUCCGACGACCCCAACAAGAAGAAGCGCAAGCGCACCGCCCGCCAGCGAGACCUCUGCGACGUCAAGAUCAAAAUCACCGAAUACUUCCCCGGGUACGGUGUGGCUGCCGCGUCGGACUUCUCGGGAACGUGUCCGGCGGACUCAUCGUUCCCACCGGCCGAGUUCCUACCAAGCGUGAACUCAUUGUUCAGUAGUGAGACCAGCGUGGGCCAGAGGCGCGACAGUCAGCCCUUUGGCGUGCUUACGCCGAAUCCCACUUUGCCGGAGGGCCACCCCGGGGCGAAUGGAGAGAGGUUCUUUACGAUCCAGCGGGUCAAUGGCAAUGGCGCGAAUGGGAAAAACGAUGGCGUAAGUGGUGGCCACCGACAUACGCUUGACGAGAGCGACCGGGUGAAGAAGAACAGCGUGCAGCGUUAUUUGCUCAAAGAAGCCAGGGAAAAGAAGAAGGCCGUUACAGUGAGUUGGAUUCCAUCAAUCUUCUUUCACAGACUAACCAUGCCUCAAAGCCAAACCCAGCAGAAGACAUAUCACACGAAAGCCACCGGACUAGCGGCAUUGACUGCAAUAAACCACUCCAAAGAAGCGGAAUUGCAAUUGUUCGGGAGUUGCUUCUGCCCCUUUGUGCAGCGUGUUUGGAUAGCCUUGGAGAUUAAAGGCAUUCCGUAUCAAUAUAUUGAAGUGGACCCGUACCAAAAGCCCCAGUCAUUGCUUGAGGUAAACCCGAGGGGUCUUGUCCCAGCAUUGCGGCACGGCGAUUGGGGGUCUUAUGAGAGUUCGGUUCUUCUGGAAUAUCUCGAGGAUUUGCACGUCGGCCCGCCGCUGCUCCCUCCCGGAGAUGCGAAAUUAAGAGCUCAUUGCCGACUUUGGACUGAUCAUAUCAAUCGUCACAUCGUACCCAGUUUCUACCGCGUCCUCCAAGAACAGGAGGAAGCGAGACAAUCCACGAACGUGCAAGAGCUCCAGGACGGUCUCAGAACACUGAUUGCGGCGGCCGAUCCGGAAGGUCCGUUCUUCUUGGGAUCGAACAUCUCAUUUGUGGACGUCCAGAUCGCUCCUUGGAUCCUUCGAUUCAGUCGGGUGCUGAAACCGUACCGUGGCUGGCCGGAGCCCGAGGCAGGAAGCCGCUGGGCUGCGUGGGUGAAUGCAAUUGAAGUCAAUGAGCAUGUCAAGGCGACAACGAGCUCUGACGAACUCUACCUGGAUAGCUAUGAAAGAUAUGCUCGUAAGUAUAUCAUCGCGGAGCUUUCAUCGCGUGAUGACUGA
Messenger RNA from Aspergillus clavatus NRRL 1, 2223 nucleotides. Its product is annotated as glutathione S-transferase family protein. The transcript is spliced from 6 exons. The coding region runs from base 1 to 2223 and encodes 740 amino acids. Gene Ontology annotation, cellular component: cytoplasm. The record is from RefSeq and is a predicted model, not a curated record. Lineage: Eukaryota; Fungi; Ascomycota; Eurotiomycetes; Eurotiales; Aspergillaceae.